UUUGGUCACGAAAACGUCGCCACUUUUUCCAGAAGACUUUUAAAGUGCUUCUGAGGAAUGCCUCGAAAAAGAAGAUCUGAAGACGUCGACGCUAUGGUUAUUGCAACUUCUCCUAUCAAGAUAAAAGUUGAACAAUUCAUUGAAGAAACUUCAAGUAUGGAUGUAUAUAUUCCAGCACUUGACAGAUUUGCUGAGGAUACGUCAAUGCUAGGUUUCAGAUAUCUGCACACAAGAUAUAAAACAUGGUUUCGUGUACUUUGGGGAUUUGUCGUUGUAUUUUUUAUUGGAUUGACUUUUUAUCAAGUUUUCGAACGGGUCACAUAUUAUUUUAUCAAGAAUCCAUUGACUACACGAAGAAGUUAUGAGACACUUCCAAACAUGUAUUUUCCAACAAUUGGAGUAUGUAAUAAGAUGCAAAUAAAAGCAUCAUCUGUAGCAUCCAAAAACCCCGAUCUACUUCGCGGGAUGUGUAGUGUUCUAGACGAAAGCUCAUCAAACUCAUCGAGGUUUGAUGAGUUGGAUAAAUUUGAUGACGUGGAUAUUUUAUCAUUAUAUCGAAACUCAUUUCAAUCUGCUGAUGAUUUAUUUGUUAGUUGCGAAUUUGGAAAAAGUGGUUCUUGCCAAGAUGAGAUUCGUCCUAUUUAUACUCCCUUUGGUCUCUGUUAUUCUGUUUCGCCAAACAAAACUAUUCUAAGACCAGGACCUGAAACUACACUUUCUUUGGUUUUAAAUCUGGAAGUUCAUGAAAUUAUACCAGGAACAGUUGUUGAACCGGGUGUAGUUUUAUCAAUAUAUGAUGGAGCAAGUUCUUUAUCCCAUUAUUCUGAAGGAAUCCAUUUGGAAGCCGGAAAAGUCGUGACAAUUCCUGUGAAUGAAGUUCGAAAACUUCGUCUUCAUGAGAGUAGUUGCGGCUCAACAAAAAUGGAAUCAUUUUCCGAAAAAGAGUAUUCAAAAGCAGCAUGUGAAUGGUCCGUCAGUGUAAAGCAAAUUGAAAAAGAAUGUGGAUGCAUUCCAAUCAGAAAUCCUAUUUAUCGAGGAGUUUUUGAUAAUAAAAAUGAUCCACUCAAUAACUCAACUGAAAUUCCAAAGAAAAAAUACAAGAAAUGGAAGAAAAGAAAUAUCCCGAGAUGUACGUUGAGGCAAGAAAUCGAGUGUGUUCAAGAAAAAUUAAACAUACGACCUCACAUUGAUGACUCAAUUUGCCCUGACGAUUGUGACGAUAUUUCGUUUUCUUCUAUUGUAUUCGGAGGAAAGUUGAGUUCAUCUGAAAUAGUUUCCAUGCUUCCAAGUGAUUGGGAAGAUACAAAAGAAAAACGAGUAGCUGAUUAUCAAAAAGUCCUCGAAGUUAUACCAAAUAAAAUGAUUCCUGUUGUGAGAAAUGUUCAACAACUCGCGGAUGAGCUCCAGCUGUUUGUCAAGGAAGCAUCCGAAAUUUUUGGAGUUUCCGAUAAUUUCCAUGAUGUCAAGUGUCUCUCUUUGGAUGGUCGUACCUAUGAAAGUUUUAUCAAUCAAUUUUACUCUUAUGAACCAACAUGGGAAAGAAUAACCACGUAUCUUCAACAUUCUUUGGCCAGAGAACUCAACAGCACUGCUCUUUGUCUAGGACUAUUUUUGACUGAAAAAGGAGAAAUUGAUGAUACAGUAACACCGGUUGUAAACAUGACGCUGGCUUCAAUUUCUUUGUUACAACUCGGACAAAUUGAAAAUUCACUCGGAAAGGCAAACUUUAAUUAUGGAUUGACAAUGAUGCAUGAAAGCACUCGAAGAGUUGUGCUAGGAUUGGCCCAUCCACUGAUUACUGAAGUAAGAGACUGUGUUACCAAAAUGUAUGAAAAUCUGGAGAGAGUUGAAGAGAUUGCAGAAGAUUGCAGAAUUAUUUUCAAGAAUCGCUACACUCCACUUAUUGAAGCAUCUAACGUCCAUACAAAAACAAAUCCAAAUUCGGAAUCAUUUAAACUUUACACAGAAGCCAUGAAGAAAGUGUUGGCUAAACUGCAAAUAUUAAAAACAAGAGUUCGAAUGAGUGAAUGGAAAGAUUUUAAAAUUGAUUUAAAAGAAUUUGAAUCAUCGUAUCGAGAAAUAGCAAAAGACCAUGUGGAAAUUGAAGAAAUGCUAAAAUUAAGAAAAACUAUGGUUACGGAUAUUCCAGCAUUGGCGAAUGAAUUAUCAGAAACCUUUUUGGCAGCAACAGAAAGUAGAAGAAAGUUUGCAGUAUUGACAGGAAUUGCUGCAGAUGAAAGUUUCAGUGAUAAAUUUUCAAAUUUCUCGAAAUGUUUGGAUGAACUUCACGAAAAAGCGCCAAAUUUAAAGAAAACUCGAUUCAUCCGUGGCGAAUGGCUUUCAAGACUUCGAAACCAAGUUUUGAUGGCCCAGUCAUAUUCUCCAACUCCUCAAUAUGAUGUAGUAAAUCUUCUUCACAUCAAGUUCUAUUUUGCACACUUUAAACAAGAGACUAUUCUUCAAGAAAGAUCCUACAACUUAUUUUUACUUCUUGCCGAAAUUGGAGGAACCAUUGGAUUAUAUGUUGGAGCAACACUUCUAACUGCAGCAGAAACUCUUGUUUUUCUUUGUGAACGAAAGAAAAGUAAUAUAUUCCUAAAACCACAAUUUAUAUAAAAGUAUUCAAUGUA
Molecule: messenger RNA, 2630 nt
Organism: Caenorhabditis elegans
Lineage: Eukaryota; Metazoa; Nematoda; Chromadorea; Rhabditida; Rhabditidae
Gene: degt-1
Product: Acid-sensing ion channel 1
Exons: 15
Coding region: 58-2616 (852 amino acids)
Biological process (GO): sodium ion transport
Cellular component (GO): membrane
Molecular function (GO): sodium channel activity
Source: RefSeq, marked reviewed